CUCCAGCACUGCGAGCGUUUGCACAGACAAGAUGGCGGCGGCGGAGGAGGAGGCCGUGCAGAGCGCGGGGAUUCUGCAGGAGAUCUACACGUCUCCCCUGAACCUGAGCUUGUUGUGUCUCUGCCUCUUCCUGCUCUACAAGAUCGUGCGCGGGGACCGGCCGGCCGAGGGCGCCGAGGUCGAGAAGCCCCUUCCGCGCAUGAAGAAGAGGGAUUUCACUCUGACCGAGCUGCGCGAGUUCGACGGGCUCAGCAACCCCAGGAUCCUCAUGGCCGUCAACGGCAAGGUGUUCGACGUCACCAGGGGCAAGAAGUUCUACGGCCCAGAGGGUCCGUACGGCGUGUUUGCCGGACGAGAUGCUUCCAGAGGGUUGGCCACCUUCUGCCUAGACAAAGAGGCGCUGAAGGACACUCACGAUGACCUGUCUGACCUCAACGCCAUGCAGCAGGAGAGCCUGAGCGAGUGGGAGACCCAGUUCACCCAGAAAUACGACUACGUGGGUAAGCUGUUGAAGCCGGGCGAGGAGCCAACGGAGUACACGGAUGACGAGGACGUCAAGGACAAGAAGGACUGAGGGGACCCGGAACACAAGCCCAGUCUCUGUGCCUUAAUUAAUUGCCGAUAGAUAAAAUCGCACCGAUGAGUUUUAUUGCCUUUGCACGACAUGCUCAGUCUCCCUGUUUUGUGUCUUUCUCUCUUCCAGUUGUUCUGAUUUGCCUUGGAUUUCCGGAAAUACGUCCAUACCUAGACAGCAUUAAUGGUAGUCAUUAUUUGACUGUACCACAGUAUCCUGGCUCACUCAUUACUGAUGUGAUGGUAGUCUUAGCUUUACGUGGCAACACUAUUGCAUUUAUGGGUUUUUUUUGUCCUUUUUCCAGGUAAAUGCCUUUGUAUUAAAAAAUGCCAACCUCUCGAUGGCGUAAAAUGUUUGGUUAAUGUACCAUUAAAAGGACUGCAAAAGGGCAUGAUCAUGCGGGAUUAAUAAAUCAGUGUAAAUCACUGUUCAGUGUCUGCGAACAAAAUGGGAAAGAAGCUUUUACUGUCUUUUUGCUCUUGUAAGUAAACAGCUUCUCCUUAGUUUUCUAACUGUGUUUGUAUGAAAAUGAUUCCAUUUAAAAAGAAAAAUACCUCAAUCACAUCUUACGUUGUUUUAUGUCCUAGCGGACUGAGAGAAAACAUACUGUACAAUUUUAUAAAGAACACAUGUCCCUUUGUUUUGGACCGUGUUUCCCGUGACUGCUUCUAAACCAAGUGUUUAAGGGCUGCCAUUUAUUGGAUUCUACAAUCUCGAUAGCGAGCGAAAGAAAAGCUUUAGUUUGGUUUUGUAAUUCAGUUUUGUUCUCAUGGAGGGAUCCCUGCAAUUCUGUAAA
Scleropages formosus (Asian bonytongue) is the source of this 1370-nucleotide messenger RNA. RefSeq names its product progesterone receptor membrane component 1 (gene pgrmc1). NCBI's taxonomy places the organism in Eukaryota, Metazoa, Chordata, Actinopteri, Osteoglossiformes, Osteoglossidae. Gene Ontology annotation, cellular component: endoplasmic reticulum; membrane; endomembrane system. The transcript is spliced from 3 exons. Bases 32 to 574 code for a protein of 180 amino acids. The record is from RefSeq and is a predicted model, not a curated record.